UCGUCCUUGCUGUUUGCUUCUCCUUCUCUUUAUCUCUGCAUACAUUAAACACAAUUCUUAAGAAUCAAAACUUUUUACGCGGAUUAACUAGUUUGUGUGCGAGACCAAUACUGCAAAUAAUACAAUACAAGGUGUUUCGGUUGUACAAAUUACGUUUCGGUGACUGUAUUAACUCACGCAGGAUUGAUUGAAGCGAUUUAACUUAAGCAAGGAAAAAAUGAGCGACUCGCUUCCUGAUCGUAUCUCAGAAAUCUUCAAUGGCAGUACCAUUUUCAUCACAGGUGCUACAGGACUAGUUGGAAAAGCACUGAUAGACAAGAUACUUAGAUACUGUGAUAUCAAAAAAAUAUACAUUCUAGUUCGAGAGAAGAAAGGAAAAUUGCCGAAUGAACGUGUCAAAGAAUUAUUUAGCAAUGUACUAUUCAAAAAGCUUCUAGAAUUAGACCCUAACGCACCUCAGAAAGUUACUGUAAUACCGGGGGACGUGACUGAAUUAGACUUGGGCAUAUCUGAAGAAAACAGAGCUAUACUGAUCAAAGAAGUAGAUUAUAUUAUUCACAGUGCAGCUACCGUUAGAUUUAAUGAUAGUUUAAAAUAUGCUGUGACGAUGAACACCAGAGGAACCAAAUUUGCUUUAGAACUAGCAGAACAAUGUGAACAUUUAAAAUUAUUUGUCCACGUAUCAACAGCUUACGCUUUUCCAAAUCAGGAUGAAAUAACUUUUGAAAAAGAAUACAAAGCUCCAGGUAAUCCACACGAAAUCAUGACUAGUUUUAAUUGGUUAAAAGAAGAAGCGUUCACCCCAGAGUUAACAAAAAGGCUGUUAGGAGAUAUUCCAAAUACUUAUACCUAUUCCAAAGCAUUGACCGAAGCUUUAGUAUACGAAAAAGUUGGAAAGAUACCUCUUAUUAUUUGUAGACCUGCAAUUGUAAUACCCGCUUUCAAGGAUCCUAUUCCUGGUUGGACUAACAAUCUUCAAGGACCUGCAGGACUGUUCGUCGGAGCUGGAAAAGGUGUUAUCAGAAGCGUGUACAUGGAUAAUAAAACUUACGCCAAUUUUGCACCAAUAGACUGUACGGUCAGUGCUAUCAUGAUGUUCUGUUGGCACUAUUUAAGUACAAAGAAUUCCCAAUACAUAUUUAAUGUUUGUAUGCCUCAAAGUGACUUACAAAUUACGUGGGAACAAAUUUUGGACACAGCGAGAGAAGUUGUAGAAACAAGAGUUCCUUUCAAUAUGAUGUUGUGGUAUCCAGGAGGAGGGCCUACUAAGAGUCGAUUUUAUCAUAGAUUCAGGAUAAUCCUAUUCCAAAUAAUUCCUGCAUUAUUAAUUGAUUUUUUGUUGCUCAUUGUCGGCCAGAAACCAGCAUUAUUCGCCAUUCAAAUGAGAAUCCUAAAAGGAAUCGAAACGUACGAAUACUACUUGACCAGACCAUGGAACUUUGAAACGACCAGCAUUGAAACAAUUAGAACUAAACUAAAUAAUAGAGAAUUAGAAAAUUAUCAGCUUCAAUCAGAAACUAAAGAUAUAAAAGAAUAUUUAACCAAUUGUGUGUUAUAUUGUCGAAGACAUUUACUAAAAGAAACUGAUGAUAUGUUACCGGCAGCUAGAAGAAAUAUGAAAAUCAUGUACGUGCUUGAUAAAGUAGCCAAAGGACUUUUCCUCUAUAUAGUAGGGUACUAUCUCUAUAAACUGUUUAUGAUUUUAUUUUCUGGCGUAGUCUAAUUAUAUGUAUAUUAUAAAUGAUCGAUUUAUUACGUUAUCACUUGAUGUAAAUAAGCAAUGUAGCAGGACGCAUCUCUCAGCAGAUCAGAAGAAUUUUACCAAAAUUCCAUAUUAGCAAGGACAGCUUUAGGAGGUGGCUAAGGGAGUCAUACCCCUCGGAGAAUAAAUAAAAUUCUCACAAUCUAUGAGCUAAGAAGGGAACGGCUAAUAGCAAAGGUCUCCUCCGAAAAUUCUGCCCAGAGCUGCCCUUGCUUGUAAUAGCGCCAUGUUUAAAUAAUAUAUGGACCCAUGCAAUGUAGUAUAUUUUAAUUUUAAUCAAAGGAAUAGUAAGUAAUAAUAAAAUAAUUAUUAUAUUAUGAAUGUUAAGUUAAAAAAAUAAUGUUUCGUUUUAAGUUAGGUUCAAAAUAAACUUGACGAUAUAUUGAUAGGGUUUUUUUUCUGAUUAGUUCACAAUACAAAUCAGUGGAAAUUCUGCAGCUAGUUAUUUACGUUAUGUGUCAUCUAAAUAUAUCAUCUAAGUUUUCUAGAUUUUUUCUGUAAAUAAGUCAAUUUCCGAU
Molecule: messenger RNA, 2280 nt
Organism: Psylliodes chrysocephalus
Lineage: Eukaryota; Metazoa; Arthropoda; Insecta; Coleoptera; Chrysomelidae
Source: the annotation of a GenBank genome assembly